CGUCAAUGAAGCUGCCGUAUGUGCCCCAGUGAAAAGUGUCAGCAAGGAGACACUCCAGAACAUAGCCAGUGGUGAAAGAUCCCCCUGCAGUAUCACUUUUGGCCAAUAUGCAUGUGCACAGAGUGCUUGGCUUCAGGUUUUCAGGGAUGAUUUCCUCAAGUCCUUAUAUCCUUGCCUCAGCUCCAAACCCAUCAGUGCUAUGGAUUCCAUGUAUUCCAUUUUGUUCUUUUCCAAAUUUCACACCAAUGUACUUGUAGCUGCCCUGGAGAAGUUCAAUAAUCGGGUCUCUCGAGUGCCUCUUUCGCAGGAGUGGAACGUGAUUUUCUUCAACGGCAUCUGGGAGAGAAUGCUGCAAACACCUGAUGUGACUAGCCCUCCUGUUUUGUCCCAAUGGCUCAAGAGACUUCAGCCAUUUAUGGUCAACCCAAAGGUCUUCACUUGUCUUCAUACCAAAAAUACAUCAUGUGAAACACUUCACAAGAUAGUUGCUGGCCUGAAUGGCAUCUAUUCUAACCUCACAGUGGAAGACCAGAGGAAUAUUUACAAAGGGCUCAAAUAUUAUCUCACAGGGGAUGGACCGAAGCAGAAUUGCUACAAUGCAGCUCUUCCAAGCCUGAGUUCCACUGCUUGGUUUGCUAGUUAUUUGGGUUCCUUUAUGGAGCACGCAUUAGUGGGAGACCUACAGCUCUUUGCUGAUGAGCCAACUCUUCAGAAAUUUGCUCGAGAUCCAGUCAACUUACAACUGAUCAGUAACCUCAGUUUACCCAGGGAGACAGCUGUGUAUUACACCUCAUUCCUUACCUCUGCACCUGGCUUCCAACUAGCAAGCCUCCCGGACAGCUUGGUUUGCUACCUCAGCCCCUCUGCAGUAAGCGACCUUGACAGAAAGGACGCUUUAAAUCUGGCUCGGAGGAUCACUAAAACCUGUGUCCCAGGUCCGAUGCACAGAGGCACCAGCGAGGAGAGACCUGCACCUUCUCUGACCACCGAGGAGCGGCAGGUUGCAUCCUUGUUGGUGAACAAAUUUGAACAAUUCCCUCCCGAAACCCUGAAUGCCUUGGGUCAGGCUGCAGUUGGGCUGUCCAUGUCGCAGAUUGAGACUGGCAUCAGCAACAGAGACCUCAAAGCAUCUCUUCCUUCCCUGAGCGAAGUUUAUGGCUGGAAUGCUGAACAGUCCAGCGCUAUCGUUGACAAAUUAUUCAACUCUGGCUAUCAGAUCUUGGAUGCACAAAACUUGGCAGCACUAGGGAGUUUAGUGGCUGGCUUAAGCAGCAGCAAACUUCAAAGUCUGUCUCCAAAAGUGAUCUUGGAAGCUGUUAAGAUCCCUGGGUUUGUGAAGCAGAUAGUGACCCUGCCCUCCGCUCUGAAAACAGCACUUGUGGAAAAGAUUGCUUCAGCUGCAGGGAGCCCCGUCAAUCUGGUUAAAUAUGUCCCAGACAGUCUGGCUAGCUACAUCCCGAAAUCACUGCUGGCUUUUGGUAACGAAACGCCCAGCAUUCAGGAGCUCAACCAGAAACUGUGGAGCCGGGAACAAGCCGCCAUGUUUUUCAACGAUGUAAUAAAGACAGAGUCCGACUUCAGCAGACUUUCCCCUUCUGUCCUCCAAGGCUUCAUCUGCACAGCAGCCAAUGAGAUGGAAACAGAGAGAUUUCAGCAGCUUGCCAAAGCCAUGAAGCAGAAGAAUGUCAAGCUAGGAGAAGACCAGCUGAGUUGUUUGGCUAAGAGGGUGACGCUCAACAGCAUUCCCAAGGAUUUAGACAACUAUCCUAAAGACAUCCUACUGUUUUUAAGCCCUUCAGAUUAUGCAGGGACCGGAAGCUGUCAACAGUACUUCAGCAACGUUGGGGAAGCAAACAUUGACCUGCUGCAGAGAGAUUCUCCACAGCGGAAACAGCUGCUAGCAGAAGCCUUAUCUUGUUUGAAAAUUCCUGGCACCACGGUGAGCGAAGAAAACGCAGAGAUUCUGGGCCACUUGGUUUGUGACCUCAGCGAAGAAUGCAUCAGAAGUUCCAGUGGGAGUUUGCUGCCGCAGUUAAAUGAAUGUGAAUCCUUCAUGCCCAGUCAAGAAGAGGCGAUCAGAAAUGUCCUCAGCAGCGGAAGCACUCAGUUCGGGCCCCCUUCAAAGUGGUCAGCUUCCACCCUGAAUGAGCUCCGUGGACUAUUCCGUCUAUUUGAUCGUAAUAUCUUGCAAAAGAUCCCUCAGAACGUUUUAACUCCUUGGCUGAAAAGCUUUAUGCAUGAUUCACCAUUGCCGAGAGAGCAGCUGGCCUCCAUUGUUAAAAACCUCCUGCCUUCCAGGUUGAAACGCGCUGCCGAGUGCCCGGAGGGUAAGAUGAUAACAGAGGAGGUGGUAAAGGAUGAACUCAUGCCUAUUUACUAUACCCCUGAGGAAUUACAGGCCUGUUUGCAGGGUGUCACCCUGGUUGACCACCUGGACCUAAUGGCACAAUACCCCUUCACUGAUCAGCAAUUGGCUGUGCUGAAGAAGAAGCUGGAUGAGCUGUAUCCCAAUGGAUACCCUGAGAAGAUAAUUCCCAACCUUGGGGCCAUCUCUUCCUUUGUCACCACGGAUGACAUUAAAAAAUGGAAUAUAACCUCAGCACAUACGCUUGCCUUCCUGCUAAGCAAUGAGCCUCCUGAUGAGCAGGCUGCUCUAAUUAUCACAAAAUACACUGACUUGGGAAACCCACUGAACGUCACUGCUCUGAGUGCAAUCGGUACAAGAUAUAUAUGCCUUCUGAAGGAGCCCCAGUUGAAAAUGAUAGAGCCCAGCAACCUCAAAAUGGCCAAGUCGCUGGACCCUUCAGCCUGCCCUCAGUCUACAAAAGACUUCCUGUACCCCAAAGCUAAACAAGCUUUCUCCGACCAACGUAACCAGUUCCCGGCUUAUUACAACCUCAUCAAGUCAUAUCUAACCGGUGCUCCUGGAGAGGACCUAAGAGCUCUCAGCAAAGAUAACGUGAACAUGGAUAUCAGAACUUUCAUGACCUUGAAAAAAGACUCCUUGCUGAAUCUAACAGCUGACGAUAUCAAGGGCUUGCUCGGACUAAAUCUUGAAGAACUGAAAAAACAACAAUACAAUUCACCUGUAAAGGACUGGAUCCGAUUGCAGAGACAGUCAGAGCUGGAUAAACUGGGCAUUGGGCUCACUGGGGGAAUACCAGAUGGAUAUAUCAGUAUUCCACCCAAGUUCGAAGAGCCAACAUCAGCCUUUCUGAGGACCAGCAUCAGCAUGUUCCACCUACUGCCUGCAUUGCUCCUAAGUGUUCUCCUGACUUCAUUCCUGUCGUGAAAAGCUUCCCCCCCAGCAAACAGGAAAGGGGAACUAAAUCUUGAUUUCUCUACAGUGUGUCACAGGAAGACCCAGAAACAUACAACUGCAGGGAAAACCCUAUAUCAGCAGGCAGCAAGUGGGAGAGCAGGAGCCAUCUUAGCUGCUUUCCUUUUUUUAUUCAUUCAGUUCGAAAACAAGAUUGUGAGCUCUUCUGGGCAGGGACCCUCUGCUUGCUCUGCAUUUGUACAGCACCUAGUGCCAUGGGAUCCUGGUCCACUGGGGCCCAUAGAUCAUACCACAGAAUGCAAAUAAUAAAUAAUCAUAAUCUUACCACAUAAACUGUAUGGUAUUAGCCCAGUAGGCAAAGGGGUUAGAGGAUGGGCUGGUAUCAGGAUAUCGUGCAUGCUUAAGAAUUUAUCGAAAGCUUGCUGUUUGCCCGCUGCAAGGGUCUGUGGACUGGACAUGGAAAUCAUUGGGUGGUUUUUAAAAAAAUAUAAAGGAACUGGGUUGAAAAUUGCAGAAGCAAGACGGCAGGAUUAAUAGCGCCAUGCUCUGUUCUGCGAGGCACAGUCCAGGGUCUACAUUGUUUUGUGAGUAUUGGCCAAAAUAAACAGUCAGGAAUCCCAAA
Messenger RNA from Gopherus flavomarginatus (Mexican gopher tortoise), 3902 nucleotides. RefSeq names its product mesothelin (gene MSLN). Gene Ontology annotation, biological process: cell-matrix adhesion. The record is from RefSeq and is a predicted model, not a curated record. Gene Ontology annotation, cellular component: cell surface. The transcript is spliced from 26 exons. Lineage: Eukaryota; Metazoa; Chordata; Testudines; Testudinidae. The coding region runs from base 200 to 3292 and encodes 1030 amino acids.